AAAUACUGUAUUGGUCAUUUUGUUAUACCGGUAGAAGGCCAAUCUCUAAAGCUUACAAAAAGUGUGAAACGAUUAGGCCUACAUAAAUCGAAAGAGGGAUGAGAUAGACAGGGAAUGCACACAUUUCAGAGAAAUUAUUGCCACCAAAAAAAAAAAUCAAAAAAAGGGGGGUAGUAAUAAUCACGUUUCUGUUAGAGUUGUAACCCCCCAAAAAGCGGAUUUUUUACUUGUUUGUAAAGCCUCUAUAAAAGGCGAAGAUAAUGAACAGCCAUCAAUCUCAUAACUGCUAUAUAAGUAAUACAAAAUAGAUAGUUGCAUAAUAAGACACAAAACUUGCUAUGUAGUUUAAUAGGGGGGGGGGGGGGGGGGGUUCCUCCUUAAAAUACAUCGGGUUCGGAAUAUAUAUCAUGCUACUUUCAGUUUCAUUUUGUUAUUUACAAAAGGCUUAGCUGCUUACCUAACCCUCACAUAUCGUACUAGUGGGUCACCUACAAGUAUUGUCAUCCCUUUCUCAAGGUGACCAAGGAUACACAUUAAAUUUUCUCUGUCAUAAUUGUGAUAUUGAAUUGAAAAGAAAUAUAGCCAACGCCCUGAAAUAUAACCAUGUUCCGGGCUGGCCAACAAAUGUUACGUCAUAUUCAAACAGUCACCGAAGAACUUCAAAGGACAUUAACAGCAUAUAGAACAAUGGCGACCAGUUCAAAGGCCAGUUUUAGGAGUGGUAAAGACAACGAGGACUUGUCAAAAUCUUUUCUAACGUUAGAAACUAUCGAUGUCAACAUAUAUAGAGCUUCACCCAAAAGUCUUUGGCGACCAGUGGAUUCCAGGUUUGUUUUUGGGGGACAGGUGAUUGGUCAAGCAUUAACAGCAGCCUUUAGUACCGUGCAAGAACCACUUUUAUUACACAGUCUUCACUGUUACUUUUUAAAGGGAGGAAGCAAUGAAAAGCCCAUUCUGUACCACGUGGAUCGUACUCGCGAUGGCAGGACGUUUUCUAGCCGAAAUAUCAAGGCCACACAAGAUGGUGUUCCCAUAUUCUCCAUGCAGGCCUCUUUUAAAAUAGAUGAGACAGACCCACUGGAACAUCAGUUCACAAUGCCUGUAGUCCCCAAUCCAGAAGAUUUAAUCAGUUCCAAAGAAUAUAUGAAAAACAGAUUAGAAACAGAGAAAUUGACAGACUCUCAGAGAAUGCGGAUAAGUGAAUACCUGACACAGUCCAUCCAUAUAGAAUCCCGUCCAAUAGACCCAAAGGUUUAUCAUCGCCAAGAACAAGGAGAGCCUCGACGUUAUGUCUGGGUCAGAGCCAUGGAAGAUAUAGGGAAUGACAUGCAACUUCAGCAGUGUGUUGCAGGAUUCAUAUCAGACUUGGCCUUGCUGGGGGCUGCUAGGCAACCGGCUCCAGUUGGACAUAAAAUAGGUUUCAUUACAUCAUUAGACCACAGUAUGUGGUUUCACAAUCCCUUCCGAGCAGACGAGUGGAUGUUGUAUGAAAUUGAAAGUCCUCAUUGUGGUAAAGGCAAAGCCUUUGCUACCGGCCGGAUGUGGAAGAGAGAUGGCACCUUAGCAUUGUCAAUGGCACAGGAGGGAGUCAUGAGAUCAAAGAUUUGAACAGUGAAAGAAAACUGUAGAACCAGCGCUUUAAUAUUUAUUGUGGACAAAUAUUCUUGUUGUGGUAGACAGUGUUUUAGUGAUGUGUCUAAAUGCAGUGUUAUUAUCCUACAGCUGAAUGGAUUCACACACACAGUCCUGGAAGUAGGUUUUCUGUGUUAGUUUCUUUAUUGUGAAGAUUGGUGAAUCCUACUCUAGAUCUUUCUGUCUCCAUUAAAGUUUGAAAUGAUAUACAUUCAUAACUUAAGGUAGCUCACUACACUAAAGAUUAUACUCUGUAUGGCAUCACGUCACAAGAUGGCGAUUUAAAUGUUUUGUGAAAUUAUUUGUAUCGAUCGAUUUGUUUGUCUAGUAUCGUAGCUCAGUGGUUAAAGCAUUGGGCUGGUGAACCGCAGAUCUCGAGUUCAAAUCCCCCAGAAUCUUUUGUUCAUAUGUGUUGAAAUAAUUUUUUUGAAAAUGGUGUUUUUAUCAAAAUUUGUAUAUCUUUUGCCUUUUUGGCAGAUAUACUUAUUGUAUAUCAUCAUAUCUUUUAUAAUUAAAUCAAUUCGUACUGAUUUGAGAAACUACUUCCGGGUGUCGAUAUAUUUAUUUGUAUCAUUUUCAAAGUUACACUUGAUAUGUGUUAGAAUUGUCUGAGCUGCUUACUGUGGAAUCAUUAAAAUUUAUGGGGAGCAA
Ostrea edulis (European flat oyster) is the source of this 2283-nucleotide messenger RNA. Its product is annotated as acyl-coenzyme A thioesterase 8-like. Gene Ontology annotation, cellular component: peroxisomal matrix. Bases 604 to 1608 code for a protein of 334 amino acids. Gene Ontology annotation, molecular function: fatty acyl-CoA hydrolase activity. Gene Ontology annotation, biological process: acyl-CoA metabolic process; fatty acid catabolic process. The transcript has 6 exons. NCBI's taxonomy places the organism in Eukaryota, Metazoa, Mollusca, Bivalvia, Ostreida, Ostreidae. The record is from RefSeq and is a predicted model, not a curated record.